Messenger RNA from Paramuricea clavata, 1341 nucleotides. The record is from the annotation of a GenBank genome assembly. Lineage: Eukaryota; Metazoa; Cnidaria; Anthozoa; Malacalcyonacea; Plexauridae.
AUGGGGAUAAACCUUGAGAAAGCCCUGGCAUUUCCACUAGCCCCAGUUGCAAUUGCCUUGAGCACUGCUGAUGGUGGCAUAAGGAAGACUGUGAAGAGUAAGCUUUAUCAAGCUUGCAUGGACGAUUUGACAAUCCUGAGUGUUGACGAUUUGCCAAGAAGAGAAUUGCUGAAGACAUACUUCUUGGAUCUCGCUGCCGCCAUAAGAAGUUUGAUAGGCCAUAUGAACACGAUCAGAGAUAUGGCUAUGGCGAUUCUGAAAACAAUACCUAAGCAGUAUUCGAAAAUAUUCAUUGUCUGUGACACAUACAAUGAAGAUAGCAUUAAAAAAGGAGAGCGGGUUGCACGGGGAAGCAGUGAGAGGUAUUUGCUAAAUAGUCCAUAUAUGAAAGUUCCAUAAGAUAUGAAAGUUCUAUAAAGAGUCCCUCUUCAACCUAAUUGAACGUGGCAUUGACGAAGGAAAAGAAGAUUUGCAUGACAAAACCGUGUUUUUCUCAAAUGUAUCACACUGCAGAAAAAUCACAAGCGGUGGCUCUUUCGUGACAGAUGAGCUUUUUAGUGAUCACGAGGAAGCGGACACGAAGCUUGUUGCCUUGGUACAAGCCGCUGAUGUUGCUUCUGGAGAGGCAGUUAUGGUGAGAUCGCCAUCUGGAGACAUUGAUAUUCUGGCACUAUUCUUAGCACAUGAUUUUGGCGAUAAUUGUGUCUUCGUCGACAAUGGAACUGGCAAAAGUCGCAAGGUAAUAGACAUCUCGUCUUCCACUCUACCAAGUAACCAAAAACAGGCAAUGAUUGGUCUCCAUGCAUUUUCAGGCAAUGAUUAUGUCUCAAGCUUUUUCAGGAAGGGAAAGAUUGCGUUUUGGAAAGCAAUGCUGAAGAGGACUGAGUUUAUUGAACUAUUCGCUAGACUAGGAGUCACUACUAAUUUAUCAAACAGCAGUGCACGACAGAUUGAAAAAUUUGUCUGCUUCCUCUAUGGAGAUAAAAGGUUCGAGUCGGUAGACGAACUACGAUACAAAAUUUUUUCUCAAAAAAUCGAAAAGUCGUCAAAUUUAGUCUAUUGCCUCCUUGCAAAGCAAACCUCCAACUCCACACAAUUCGCGCAAAUUAUGUUGUCCAGAUGUACCGCCAGGCAAAAUAAUUGGUGAUGAACCUCGACAAUCCAGAUAACCACAGAUGGGAUGACCAAGGGAACGUAAUUUGGAGCAAUAUUUGCUACCCAGAAGAUUUAUCAGAACUGCCAGUUGAUAUGGAAGACAAAGAUGUGGCUGAAACUGAAUUUGAUGACGAUUUUCUUGGCGAUGACGACUUUCUUGGAGAUGACUUCGAAGAAGACAUUUGA